GUCCGUCUGUCCCUCUUAUUCCAAGAUGAUGCUGAACUCAGACCAGACCGAGAUCGACCUGCCCCCAACGCACUCGGAGACGGAGUCGGUCUUCAGUGACUGCGGGGGGGUGGGCGGCCGCGGGGGGGGCCCCGAAGACGCCGGCAGCGUCGGCCUGUGCGGCCAGUCCCGUGUGGCAGAGCCGGGCGAGGCGCUGAAAAAGGACCUGCAGCACCUGAGCCGGGAGGAGCGCCGGCGGCGGCGCCGGGCCACGGCCAAGUACCGCACGGCCCACGCCACACGGGAGCGCAUCCGCGUGGAGGCCUUCAACAUGGCCUUUGCCGAGCUGCGCAAGCUGCUGCCCACGCUGCCACCGGACAAGAAGCUCUCCAAGAUCGAGAUCCUGCGCCUGGCCAUCUGCUACAUCUCCUACCUGAACCACGUGCUGGACGUCUGACCGCCCCACUCCGCCCUCCAUCCAUCCGUCUGCCCGCUGACUACCCGACCUGAAGCACGUGCUGGACAUCUGAGCCGCCUGGCCCCUGCCCUCCAUCUCUGCAUCCAUGCAACAGAGCAUCCAUCCAUCCAUCCAUCCAUCUUCUGUACGUCCCACCUGAACAGAGUGCAUGCAGGUCUGAGCCUCCGAGCCUGGGUCUGUCUGUCUGUCUGUCUGCCUGCUGCAUCUGCUACCUGAAUGAUGCACUGGACAUUUUCUAGGAUUUUAUGACAUCUGAGCUCCCGAGUCCGUGUGCACCUUGGGAUGUCAGAGCUCCCGAGCCAACAGCCGUCUGUCCGCCUGCAUUGGACCCUGCACAACCCAUGAGUGAUUGUCCAUCCAUCUAUCCAUCCCCAUGUGCUCAUUCCCUCUGUCUGUUUGUCUCUCUAUCCCAGCACGUACCCCAAAAGCCUGUGCCUGUUGGUGUGUGUCUGUUCGCUGGUCUGUCCAGGGUUUUGCUCACAACCCUCAGCCUCUCCCAUCCAUUUGGGGUUUCAGCUGAAAGUGAAGAGACAAAAAACCAACCGCAAGAGUUUUCUCCAACAUUUAGCUCUUACCAGCACUCCUGGGUCCUAUCCCCUCCCUGCCGCUGACUCGCCCAGGGGGGUAGGGGUGCCCCCUUUUCCCCCCUCUCUGUACCUCAGUUUCCCCUCUCCUGUAAAAGCAGGGAGAAUGAUACCUACCUCUGUCUUGCGAAGACUCGUCCGUGAAUGUCCACAGCGCGCUCGGAGAUCCCUGGAAGGAGAGAAGUGGUGGAGAGACAUGGCCGUGGCAAAUGGAGCAGGAUUUCCCACCCCGACGUGGCUCAGCUGGAGCAACAGCCAGGCAGACAGACACAUAGA
Gavialis gangeticus (Gharial) is the source of this 1317-nucleotide messenger RNA. RefSeq names its product nescient helix-loop-helix 1 (gene NHLH1). The coding region runs from base 26 to 436 and encodes 136 amino acids. Gene Ontology annotation, molecular function: RNA polymerase II cis-regulatory region sequence-specific DNA binding; DNA-binding transcription factor activity, RNA polymerase II-specific; protein dimerization activity. The transcript has a single exon. The record is from RefSeq and is a predicted model, not a curated record. NCBI's taxonomy places the organism in Eukaryota, Metazoa, Chordata, Crocodylia, Gavialidae. Gene Ontology annotation, biological process: regulation of transcription by RNA polymerase II.